This is a messenger RNA of Amoebophrya sp. A25, 1475 nucleotides long. NCBI's taxonomy places the organism in Eukaryota, Dinophyceae, Syndiniales, Amoebophryaceae. The record is from the annotation of a GenBank genome assembly.
CUGACGGUUUACCCGCGGAAGCAAUUCGAAGUUUCCCUCUUAUCACGUGGCGAGAGUGUUCCUCUUUUGAGUUUGUUUCGUUUUCGAGAGGAUGGAGUGUUGUGACAUAGAAAACCUAUAAAAAUUUAGAUGCACAGGAAAUGUUUUUCUUUGAAAUUUUGCAAAAGUGGAAAAAGAAAUCUGCAAAUAGUAAACAUAGCACAAGCAAACAGUGAAGAACAAAUCUUUAGGGAAAACGGGAACAGGAGUAGGAGAGGUAAAUCCUCAUAAGCGCCUCUUAUAUUUCUUGUGCUUGUCGUUUAACCACAAAAAUUCCAUCCAUGCCCUAGCGGGAAUCCUCGCCCAGGUGAUUAGAUGAAAUAGCUUGGCUUCACGAAGCAUCAUCAAACAAAGUUAAACGGGCAUCUUGAGGAUGACAGAUGUACUGAAACAAUGACUGAUUUGUUCUAAAUAGGACAUAACAAGAACAAACCCUAAAAAUAGGGCAUUAGAAGUCGUUGCACAAAAAAUGUCAUUGUUCGCACGCGCACCGGUGGGUCCAAGCCUAGGUGGCGGAGCAUCAUCUAGGCGGCGCCUGGCCAGUGGAAGAUCGUACUCUUUCACUGGACUUCGCAGUAGGGGUUUCAGCGUUGUCUCUUCGACGCUGCUCCUAUCUCUGACCUUAUUCUUCGGACAUGUCGCAGGAGCCCAGUCACAAGACCCGGACUGCGUCGUCGAUAAUCAACAGGCGAAAUGUUGUGAAAUGCUUAUGGCUCCAGGGAGCACGCUUCCAGACGGAACGCCGUGCUUGAUAGCGAAUAUGAUUGGGUAAAAGUGAUCUUGUAUUGAUCAUCUCAGCAAUAGCUGCAUCGAAAUCUCGUAGUUCCUCUAGUCCACCAAAGUAAAGGUCAUCAGUAGCUUACUCUUCCACUAGUAAGUACGUUCUCUACUUAUGUUGAACCAUUUGAAUUAGCAUAAUUUUGGAAUCACAGGAACCAAGGAGAAGUUUGCUCUGUGGCGUGCGAAAAACGGUACAAGUCAUUAGGCCAUGAGUGCUGGUCGCGACACCACUUAGGAGCAUUUUGGACAACCAUGAGGCAGCUCUGUGACCCCCAGAAUGUACUUACCUGAUUUUGCCUUAAACAAGUUUUUUCUGAUAGUCACGUACAACCUGGUGCUAGCCAGCACUUCUGAGGGCUCUAGAAUCUCGUCUAAGCUUCAUCAUUAUUUCAUAAUAUGUCGUGCGCCCGGGUGGAUUGGUAGAGUAAUACUUUCCAUACACAUACUACAGUAUCACGAAUAUACAUGAAAAUGAAAUUCAGAACUACGAAAUCAAUGGCUUCUUCGAUCCGCCAUCGGACCCAACGCAGAAUCAAGCCGGGGUAAAUCCAGCUUCCAUUGGUGCGAGUCUCCGACGGUCAGAUGCGAGUGCGCUCACGCUAGUCUUCGGAGCCCUUUUCCUCUCGAUUUUCUACUCUCGCAAGUCACAGCGAUGA